Messenger RNA from Aspergillus glaucus CBS 516.65, 370 nucleotides. RefSeq lists its product as uncharacterized. The record is from RefSeq and is a predicted model, not a curated record. The transcript has a single exon. Bases 17 to 289 code for a protein of 90 amino acids. NCBI's taxonomy places the organism in Eukaryota, Fungi, Ascomycota, Eurotiomycetes, Eurotiales, Aspergillaceae.
AUUUUCAGACAGCCAUAUGGAUACAUACUCUGCCCUGACAGGAGGAUCCAGCGAGCUGUGUUUAGACUCCAGCUCGGACAUUCCGCAUAUACCCAACGGUGUCUCUGACCCACCAUCAUUGUCAUACUUCCCAGCUGGGUCUUAUUGGUCUCCAAUUGGUACACGGUCCGGCGCGGCUAAUGCUGAUUUCUACUUUUUUUCUUUUUUCAUCUUUUUUGCCCCCUUUUUCAUCGACUUCCUAUUCAGGGUCUCCGCCAUUCGGCUGACAGUCAAGCCAGCUGCAGACUAAAAAAUAAAAUAAUCAUAAAUUAAAUAUGGGCCUCGGGGAUUAAGCUUAAAAGGAAGCAGUUCGCCCUCGAUUGUGAGAGUU